AUGGGAACCCAAAGCGCAAACGCAAGAGACUUUCCAUCGUUUUGGGAUACUACGUUGCGCUCUCUGAGCUUGAAUGACAAGGAUGCACCAUUUGCUCUGUUGUAUGCUGCCGAGCGACACGUCAGCGCUCAAAUACCCUCAGUGUCAUCACCGGGCAGUAUCCCCCCACUGGAAGGUUGCGUCCUCAAGGGCACCAUUGGCGUUCCUGCUGACCAUCCUAUCGCUCCUGCGACUGUCAACAUCAACGAAGACUCUUACAUUCUCCACGCGUUCCUAAGUCGAGCCGCCAAGUCUGGAAAAGCCACUAUUGUUCACCUCGAUGAUCUUCCUGCUCCAACAGCGGCAUUGGAAGGCAUCAACUGGAGAGGAUAUGGUGAUCCUUGUCGUACGUUAGUCAUAUGUCCUAUUAUUCCUACGACUGGGAACCAAGUAGAAGGCUUCCUCAUAAUUGGCAUCAACCCCCGCCGACCUUUCGACGAAGAGUACCAGCAAUACCUCCAGGUCAUGGUGCGGUUACUUGCUACGUCUCUUGCGUCGAUUGUUCUUUUCGAGGAUGAAGUUCGUCAAAGGGAAAACGCUAUCAUCCAGGCUGCUCAGAUUCAAGAACACCUUAUGGCUGAAAUUCAGCUCAAAGAGAGCAAAUUCCAACGUUUCGCGGAACGGUCUGACGUAGGUAUCUUUAUCAUCGACCCAACAGGCACCUAUACAUAUCGAAACCAACGCUGGUACGAUAUGUUUGAAGUUGCCUCUUCUGAUGACAACGCUACUAAGGCUUGGUACCGGAUCGCUUUCGAAGAGGAUGUGCCAUACUGCCAAUCCAUGUUCUCGAAACUUGUCAUGAACCAUGAAUCUGUUUGCUUCGAACUACGCACGAGGAUGCAAUGGGUACCGCCAUCGGAGCCUAAUGAGCCGCAACCUGAGGACACCCAGCACUUCAAAUGGAUUUUAUGCUCAGCUUACCCCGAACUGGGUCCAAACGGCGAGCUUGUAGAAAUUGUUGGAAAUGUUACAGAUAUAUCGAGUAAGGAACUUGCCAGUGCGAAUUAA
Messenger RNA from Alternaria atra, 1047 nucleotides. RefSeq lists its product as uncharacterized. Lineage: Eukaryota; Fungi; Ascomycota; Dothideomycetes; Pleosporales; Pleosporaceae. The record is from RefSeq and is a predicted model, not a curated record. Bases 1 to 1047 code for a protein of 348 amino acids. The transcript has a single exon.